This is a messenger RNA of Propithecus coquereli (Coquerel's sifaka), 428 nucleotides long. Its product is annotated as 28S ribosomal protein S36, mitochondrial-like. Gene Ontology annotation, biological process: 2-oxoglutarate metabolic process. The coding region runs from base 3 to 428 and encodes 141 amino acids. NCBI's taxonomy places the organism in Eukaryota, Metazoa, Chordata, Mammalia, Primates, Indriidae. The record is from RefSeq and is a predicted model, not a curated record. The transcript is spliced from 2 exons.
UCAUGAUGGGCAGCAAGAUGGUGUCUGCCAGCAGGAUCGUCCAGGUAGUGAAGCCACACACUCCAUUAAUAAGACUUCCUGACAGAAGAGACAAUCCUAAACCCAAUGUAUCAGAAGCUUUGAGAUCAGCAGGGCUACCGUCUCACUCUUCUGCAAUUUCCCAGCAUUCUAAGAGAAGUAAAUCAUCAGAUUUGCUGAUGUAUCAGGGUCCACCAGACACUGCAGAAAUAAUAAAAACAUUGUCUCAGAAAUAUAGAAGGAAACUUGUGUCUCAAGAAGAAAUUGAAUUUAUCCAACGUGAGAGAGUGAAACCUAGGAAUCAGGCAACUCGUCUAAAGUCUCCCAGCUCAAUGGUGAAAGUGAAUACUACAGUCUCAGCCUCCCAGCUCCAUCCUUCACCAGCAUUCCAGGGUUCCAAUUUCACAUAA